Molecule: messenger RNA, 1690 nt
Organism: Thunnus maccoyii (southern bluefin tuna)
Lineage: Eukaryota; Metazoa; Chordata; Actinopteri; Scombriformes; Scombridae
Exons: 8
Coding region: 17-1117 (366 amino acids)
Source: RefSeq, a predicted model, not a curated record
GUUUCUGCAGGUGUGUAUGCUGUGGUUGGUCCUGGGAGGUUGUGUUCAUGCCCUGAAGCACUGCCUGCGGCUAGGACAGAGAAAGGGCAACCCUACACAUAGCUCACAGCAGGAAGUUGUGGCUGAAAACAGGAAAAACCUGCAUGCAUGGAUGUCUCAGUCAAGGAGCCCGGGCCACCAUGGUCCUCUAGUCCUUGCUCUGGCUGAUUGUUUGCUGAUGUGUGUACUCCAGGAGCCCAUGCCAGACCCCAGUGUGCCCCACAUUCAGGUUCUCCUCUCCAGGCUAGAGUCAGUGUCUCACACACUUGAAAAGGCUGAUACUGGGUCAGAGGCCACAUUGGAGGAGGUGGACCAAGAUUCUGUGCUGACAGACAAAGUGAUGCUCAUCCGCACCUUCCUACAGCAGAGGAUCAGGUCACUACGUAGACUCGUCCAGGUGCAGGGGGAUUUUGAGACCAGCAUAAAGAACAUGCUUGAGGGCCUGGGUGGCCUUUGGGCUCAGCUGGAGGAGCUGCAUACUGGGGUCACACUCACCAAAGAGGGGAGUAGUGGCUGCAGAGACCUGGCCUUGGCCCAGACAGGUGUGAAGACUUUGUUCACAGUCCAGGGUCACCACAGGAACAGAUUUGAGUGCUGCCAGGCUCAUCUGACAGACAGCACACAACUUCUGCAGGAGUUAACCUGGAGUCACACUCAUAUAAGCAACAGUGUGAGCAGCAGCAGUGAGUCAGUCUGGCCGGAGGUGUUGCUUCAGUCCAACAUUGAGCAGUUUGACAAGGUGCAGGAGAGUUUCCUGUCCUUGGAACAACAGACCUCCACGUUCCAGGCCCACCUGGAGGGACUUGUAAAAGGGAAUCAAGACGGACUCGCAGGACCCCUCGCUCGUGCAAACGGGGCCUCUUCACGCCCGGCCUCUCCGCAGACUUCCCCAGAUAUCCACAGUGAACGCCCAGGUGAUGUUUCACCGGAGCACCGUAACUCGAUUUCUACAUCCACGUCUGUUUCCUCAACGGAUGCAGAAACAGACAAAGACCAUCGUCUCUCUUUGUGUGAGAGGUCAGCACUGCAGUUUUCCUCCACGAUCGGACGCCUGCGUAAAUCUGGAAGGAAGAAAUGACUUUUAUCAGACUAUAAUUGGCAUAUACAACAGUGAUUUGGUAAAUAGAAAGGUGUCAGUUAACUAGAUAAGUUAUUUUCAAAUGUUGAUCAUUUGCUGGUUGCUAAAAAAGUGAGUAUUUAUUGUAUUUUGUGAUUAUGGAUUUUUUGUGAAUGUUGCUGUUAAUGACAUUUUUAGGCUUUUUAGUUUUUCCAUUUCAAAAAUCUACCUGGUAGGUUUAAGAGCGGCAAAAGCAGUUUUUUUUAUAGUUUAAGAUUAUUUCAAACACAAGGGGGCACACUUUCACCAGAUAUCACAAGCAUAAACAGAUGCAUGUCACAGCACCCUUUCAACCCAUAUUAAACAAUCACACCAUAUACAGUAUAUCAAUCCUGGAUCUUUGUCUGCAAUGACUGAACGUGUCUCAGACCUUUUCUUUCAAUCAGCUUUAUAGGAGGAAAGUGUCUCUCAAACACUCAUAAAUAUUUUCCUUCAAGAUCAGAACAGUCAGUUACAAGUUGUGUCGAAAGAAUCUCAUAAUGUGUCAGAUUAAUGUUCAACUUUAUUUUCAUUCAGGCAUAUUAAAUUAUUAAU